AACUUCACAUUGACUGACUAAUAAAAUUAUUUAAAAUUAUAAAAAAAAUCAUGUAGUAAAACGUUAUAUAAAUCAAAUAUGAUGAACGGUGCGAAACGUGAAUCGACAUGUCUGUGCUUGUAGUAAUAUUAAAUAGACAAUAAUCACAAUGUAUGACGUGCCUGGAGACUACUUACUGACAUACGAUUCUAAGUUUACGGAACUUCAUACAGAUAGCUCAGACUUCGAAGAUUCGUGUCCAGCACCUAUCACACCCAAGCUCGGUAACCACAGCCUCAUAAGACGAAAAGUAAAAUCUAAAAGAAAAACCAGCACAGCCUCGUUCAACGGCCAGUGCACAGUCACUAAUGCUAACUCCAGAGAAAUGUGGGAGUCACAAACUAUCAUAAGCCAGGAUGGUAAACAGAUCGAUCUAGAAUUCCAUCGGAAAUAUCAAAAUAGAAAGUCAAAAGUAUUAGACAGCGGAGAUCAAAUAGAAACAAUCAGAUCCAAACGCUCGCUGAUGCGACACAAAGUACUGCCGUGCCUAUCAAGCAUAUUUGGACGACCGAGUACUAAUGUUAAACAAAUGUCAAUUAUAAAGGAAAACCAAGUCGAAAACGCAAACACAGAUAGCGGUUGUCAAGCGAGCUCCGUCAAUUGCGAACACAAAAUAAGGAAAUUUAAUAGAAGACAGCAGUGCUAUGCCGUCCAACCUGUUUAUGCCGUUGAAGGAAGCGCUCAUGCCAGGUCGCCUUCAUUUCAACACACAAAAAUUAUCCGAGAACCGUUGGUGACCCACAAAACGGUUGAAAACGAGUAUACUAACGUAAGCUAUAGUUUAACGUCGUCCUCAGAUGGCACUGGCUCCCGGAAUUUCCUGGCGCGGAAGAAGGAAAAGAAUAAGAAAAGUAUGACUAAUGAGUCGUCUAAAAUUGAGAAGGAAUACUUGUGGUAUGACGAGGGCCCGACCUUGAAACACACAGAACAGCAAUGCCCAUCGAAACUGAAUCGGACAACCACACCGUACCACAUCUACUCGAACCCCUAUCAAAACCAAAACCAAAACCAAUAUCAGCAGAUGACUACCACGGGAUGUUCACCUAUGGCAUCUAGUAACAUAAGUGGCAGUGAGUUGCCCUCUACGUGUUCUGGUUUCUGGGAGUACUUAUUCAACAAAAUCAAUGCGAGAUAUCAAAAUGAUGCUAAUGCAACGUUCAAGCCUUGCAAGUGUAAUACCAUUGUUGAAAAAAGUCCCCGCUGCGAUCCCGUUCAAUGUGAAAAAUUUUCUCAACCCGAACAACAAAACUUACAACAAGACGUACAACAGUACAACUAUCGGGACUCUGCUCCGGGGCUAGGGGUUGAUGAAUGCGCAUGUGCUCCUAAAAAAGGAAAGUCGAAAGACAAAGUUGAAUGUAAAUGUUACGACGGUUCCAAAAUGCCUCCUCCUCUGCCCCCUCCCCCGCCUCCACCACAGGCAAUGCCUCAGUCACAACCCUUCCAAUACGGCCACGGACCGGCAACAUCAGGCGACGCCUCGCCAAGACCCUGCCAAAUACCUCACGAUGAGAUAACGAAGACCUUAAAACAAAAGUACAACGGCGAAAUACUUUGCAUACAUAAUCCACCUUGCGUGCUGAUAAACGGAUGCCUGAACUUACCGCCGGCUAAAGAAAAACUUACUACAGACAUGUGGCCAGUGCUGCAGGAGUGUAACGGUUACCAUAUGUACCCGAGAUCAUCGGCGAGAGAUACAGACGACAUUCAUUAUGGUCCUGAUUCUUUUGAACUCCGGCAAUGUCAGAUUACUGAUGAAAGCUGUCAGUAUUUCCCACCACCCAGAGAGGCAUCAGUUAAGAACGCGGAUGAAGGCUGCCAGUAUCAAGUACCGGAGGAAGAUUCGAAAGAGAUGAUGAUAAGUGAAGAUGGGUGCCAGUACCGUCAAUCUCAAUAUGAAAUUCUAGCUAAAAACUAUACUUUUAAUGAAGGCUGCCAGUAUUGCACACCUAGAGAUACUGUUACGAGGAAAUCCUUACAACUAAAACGAGAGAAGAUCAUACAAAGCAUCUGUAACCACAACCCUCCUUGUGAAGUAGUAAGAACCUGUAUGAAACCAAAAUAUGACCCACAGCUGCAGAACUCUUGUGUGCAUGUGCCGAUGUGUGAAAAAGUACCCUUGUGCCUGAUGGAUCUGAAGAAUCAAAACCAGCCUGUUGGACCCUGCCAACAUAAGCCCAAGUGUGCUGAAGUGCCGAUAUGUACGAGGAACUUUAUAGUACUGACGGCGAAGGAAGAGGCGGCUACGCAGGUGCGGCCGAAAGGCAAGAUGGUGUGCAGACACGAGCCGCCCUGCAUCAUGAUCCCCAAGUGCCUGGCGCGCGUGUGCGACAGCUACAUGCCCUACGACGCCAUACCCGACUGUGUGCACCAGCCCAUGUGCGAGAUGAUCCCGGCGUGCUGCAGGAAGUCAGCCAAAGAAAUGAGUUCGAUGUCGGUGGGUGACAAUGUGCCCAUCGGGAAACAGCCGAAAGUCCCAGUUUAUUACCAGAACAAAAUAUUGAGAAUGAUGACUUUAAAACGUAAGAAGUGAGUGUCGAGUGAAGAAACAGUGCCAUAAAUAAAGUUCAUAGUCAGUC
This is a messenger RNA of Trichoplusia ni (cabbage looper), 2618 nucleotides long. RefSeq lists its product as uncharacterized. The transcript is spliced from 2 exons. Bases 149 to 2572 code for a protein of 807 amino acids. Lineage: Eukaryota; Metazoa; Arthropoda; Insecta; Lepidoptera; Noctuidae. The record is from RefSeq and is a predicted model, not a curated record.